Messenger RNA from Phalaenopsis equestris, 2842 nucleotides. RefSeq names its product putative respiratory burst oxidase homolog protein H. The transcript has 15 exons. The record is from RefSeq and is a predicted model, not a curated record. Gene Ontology annotation, molecular function: calcium ion binding; peroxidase activity; NAD(P)H oxidase H2O2-forming activity. NCBI's taxonomy places the organism in Eukaryota, Viridiplantae, Streptophyta, Magnoliopsida, Asparagales, Orchidaceae. The coding region runs from base 127 to 2661 and encodes 844 amino acids. Gene Ontology annotation, cellular component: plasma membrane.
UCUCCCUCUCUCUCUCCUAACUCUCCUCUUCCUUUAAUGGCGAUCUAGGUUCUAAAAAAUGGCAGCUUUUUAGACAAUCAUUCACCUCUGCAUUUUUUAUUUUUGAAUUCCAUUUGGCCGCCGGAGAUGGGAUCCAGGGAGUACACCGAAAUUCCCCUCGCCGACUCCGUUGAUUUUGAACUCGGCCUUGUCCACCGGACAUCCUCGCCUGAAUAUUUAGGAGGCGGCGGCGGCGGAAGCGCAGGAAAGCUGCCAAAGUCAGAGAAGAAAAAGAGCUUCGCAAGGCUAAUGGUAUCGAGGUCGGGGGUGGAACAGGGAGCGGAGAAGACCCCAUGUCCAAUACAGAGACUGCAAUCGAACGCAGAAAUGGGGCUCCGAGGACUUCGGUUCCUCGACAAGAACAGCAGCAAGGAAGGAGAAGGGUGGAAGGCGGUGGAGAAGAGGUUCGAGCAAUUCGCCGUUGCUGGGAAGCUGCACAAGGAGAAUUUCGGCCGAUGCAUUGGAAUGGCAGAUUCCAAAGAAUUUGCGGUGGAACUAUUUGAAGCACUGGCAAGAGGGCGAGGCUUGGAUCCUGAGAACAGCAUCUCAAAAGAUGAACUUAAGGAGUUCUGGGAAGAGAUGACUGAUCAAAAUUUCGAUUCCCGUCUUCGGAUUUUCUUUGAUAUGUGCGACAAGAAUGGUGAUGGAAAACUCACUGAAGAUGAAGUGAAAGAGGUGAUAAUUUUAAGCGCAUCUGCAAACAAACUAGCCAAACUGAAGGGACAUGCCACAACCUAUGCUUCUCUCAUCAUGGAAGAACUUGAUCCAGAUCAUCUUGGUUACAUUGAGAUAUGGCAACUGGAGACCUUGCUUCGUGGAAUGGUUAACUCUGAAGAAAAUAAUGAGAAGUUGAUGAAAAGAUCACAAACACUCAUGAAGACAAUGAUACCGAGCCGAUAUCGAAACACCAUCAACUGCUCGGUGAACAAAGCCAUGGAGUUCGUUCUUGAGAACUGGAAGAGAAUUUGGGUCCUCGGCCUCUGGUUGUUACUUAACACAUCCCUUUUUUCUUGGAAAUUCUAUCAGUAUAGGAGAAGAGUAGCAUUUGAAGUGAUGGGUUACUGCGUUUGUAUUGCAAAAGGCGCUGCCGAAACACUAAAAUUAAACAUGGCUCUCAUUCUCCUUCCCGUCUGUCGCAACACACUGACGACGCUUAGGUCAACAAGUCUGAGUUCCAUAUUUCCUUUUGAUGACAACAUCAACUUUCAUAAGACUGUAGCAGUAGGAAUUACUAUCGGUAGCUUGGUGCAUACAAUAUUCCAUGUGACGUGUGAUUUUUUGAGAUUGGUUUCAUGUCCAAAUCAAAAGUUCAUGGGAACAUUAGGAGUUGAUUUUCAUUUCAAACAACCAACAUAUCUUGAUCUGCUUGCGAGCACUCCUGGGUGGACCGGGACGACCAUGAUUGUCCUCAUGGGCUUCUCCUUCAUAUUGGCAACUCAUUCUUUUAGGAGGAAUGUGGUGAAACUUCCAUCACCUUUCCAUUACUUAGCCGGUUUUAAUGCUUUUUGGUAUGCUCAUCACCUCCUUGCUAUUGUCUAUGUGCUCCUCAUCAUCCAUUCAUUCUUUAUCUUCCUCACCCAUGAAUGGUACAAGAAGACGACAUGGAUGUAUAUUGUGGUUCCUGUGGCAUUCUACACCUGUGAGAGGUUGAUCAGAGCAUUCCGCGAGAAACAUUAUCGUGUUAACAUUGCUAAGGCUGCCAUAUAUCCUGGCAAUGUUCUUUCAAUACACAUGACAAAGCCACCAGGCUUUAGAUAUAAAAGUGGGAUGUAUCUUUUUGUUAAAUGUCCCGAUGUGUCACCAUUUGAAUGGCAUCCAUUUUCAAUCACUUCUGCGCCCGGUGAUGAUCACUUGAGUGUUCAUAUUAGAACCUUGGGAGACUGGACAACUGAGCUUAGAAAUUUAUUUGGAAAGGUCUGUGAGGUUCAGGUAACUUCUAAAAAUGUAAUAAGUCUAGCACGAUUAGAAACUACAGUUGUAGCAGAUGCUACAUUUCAAGAAACAAGAUUUCCAAAGCUUCUAAUUGAUGGACCUUAUGGAGCACCAGCUCAGAGCUACACUAAAUAUGAUAUCCUUCUCCUCAUUGGACUUGGAAUUGGUGCAACUCCUUUCAUUAGCAUAUUGAAGGAUCUUAUAAACAAUAUAAAGUCAAAUGAAGAAGCACAAAGCAUAAGUAUGUCAGAUCUGAACAACAAUAAAAGUAAAUGUCCAGAAAGAGCUUACUUUUACUGGGUGACAAGAGAACAAGGCUCCUUUGAAUGGUUCAAAGGUGUAAUGAACGAUGUUGCAGAGAGUGAUCAUAAUAAUAUUAUAGAAAUGCACAAUUACCUGACGAGUGUAUAUGAAGAAGGUGAUGCUAGAUCAGCUCUUAUAGCUAUGGUUCAAUCACUGCAACAUGCGAAGAAUGGAGUAGACAUCGUCUCGGGAAGCCGGAUUCGAACUCACUUUGCAAGGCCAAACUGGAGGAAAGUGUUCAGUGAAUUAGCAAAUGCCCACAAAUCUUCUCGUAUUGGUGUUUUUUAUUGUGGCUCACCGACACUAACAAAACUACUGAAGAAACUUUCACAAGAAUUCAGUCAUACUACGACAACUCGGUUCCAUUUUCACAAAGAGAACUUCUAGUUUUAGCAGAGAGGAAGUAAUUUGAAAUAACAUAGAGUUGUACAGUUACAAAAAAAAUGGCGAGGGUGGGAGUGGGACGGGAAUGAGAAGAUAAAUAUUUUCUUAGUAUAUGUUUGGAGAGAAAUUCAAUAGAAGUGUGAAAGUGAAAUUGUUUUCAAUUUAAAUGAGGGAUUUUGGGGUG